CCAGGCCGAGCGCACACGCAUGAAUCACCGCGCCCGCCAUCCACGUAUCGGUGUGCUUGCCGAACUUCUCCGUGCCUUCGGGGGGAUCCCAUGCCGGCGUGCCCGCUUGCCAUCCCUUGCCGUCGGUGCUGGAGCACCCGAAAUCGCCAAUGACGAUGCGAGGGUAAUAGCUGGCGGACGGUCCGUUGGCGGCGGGAUUGGAGGAGAGGAAGAUGUUCUCGGUCUUGAUGUCGAGAUGGUAAAUGGUGUUCCACUUCUCGGUUGGGCGGGGGGCUUUGGGGUUAAUGAGUGCAUUCUCGAUGCCUUCGUGGAGGUAUGCGAGGCCGUUGGCCAUACCUUGCAGGACGUGCCAGAGGAAGGACUCCGGGAUGCGAUUGCCCCUGUCUUGGUACUUUCUCGCAACGUAAUCGGCGACGUUGCCUUUGUCGCAGUACUCGAGGAGCAUAGCGACGUGCGAACCUUGCGGGCCCCACAGGGCGUCUUUCAAGCGGUUGAGGUUCGGGUUGUUGGACGAGGUGAUGCGAGUGAGCACGCGGAUCUCGAGUUUCGCGCGCGUCACCGUGCCUGCGUUCUUCAUCUUGAUGCGCUUCUCGACAAACACCUUGCCCGCUCGGUUCUUCACGAUCUUGACCGCGUCGCUCAUCCCGCCGUGCUCGAGGUUGUGGACGAGCUGGUACCCUGGGUAGACCUCUGUUGGAUCGAAGCUGGGGAUUUUGGGCUUUUGGGCUCUGAUGUCGCUGUGACGGCCAUUGUAGGUGAAUGGCUUCACGCGUCGUAGCUGCCGCUUUGGAGGCGCUGAUGGUGGAGCUGGAGCUGAUGCUUUGUGGCGCUUCGACGAUUCGUGCUUUGCAUGAUGAUUGUGCGAUGGCGCGGGAGCUCCGUACUGUUUCUCGUACUCCUCACGGCUCCGCUUGUUCGAAUGAUUGUCCUGAGCGGUGCUUUUGAUAGAAGCUCGACGGAAGCGCUGGAGCAGACCCGAGUUGUCACCGGUUGAAGGUGCAUGAUGUGUGGGGGUGCCGGCAUUGGAUUGGCGACGUGAAAGCAGCCCUUUGGAGAGGCCGUGACCUGCAUCAGCGUUAGACGGACGACGAACAACCGCUGCCUUGGAGUUUGGUUGAUACGAGCUAGCGUUGGAAGAACGACGUUCAACCUGUGCAUUGGAGCGCGGGUAGCCAGAGGCAGCGUACGUUUCUUCACGAUCAGGCUGGUACUGCGACG
Molecule: messenger RNA, 1218 nt
Organism: Neohortaea acidophila
Lineage: Eukaryota; Fungi; Ascomycota; Dothideomycetes; Mycosphaerellales; Teratosphaeriaceae
Exons: 1
Coding region: 20-778 (252 amino acids)
Source: RefSeq, a predicted model, not a curated record